This is a messenger RNA of Dendroctonus ponderosae (mountain pine beetle), 1949 nucleotides long. RefSeq names its product mini-chromosome maintenance complex-binding protein. The record is from RefSeq and is a predicted model, not a curated record. Bases 90 to 1814 code for a protein of 574 amino acids. Gene Ontology annotation, molecular function: chromatin binding. Gene Ontology annotation, biological process: DNA-templated DNA replication. The transcript has a single exon. Lineage: Eukaryota; Metazoa; Arthropoda; Insecta; Coleoptera; Curculionidae.
ACAGCUGACUUUCAAUUUGCCGCGAAAACAUUUAUGGCGAGAAUUCAACCUACUACAUUUCCCCGUGAAGCCAACAGUGCAAAGCAAUAAUGGAUUUUUUACACAUUUCCAUUGACGAGUGGCUUUUGAACGAAGAGGAAAAUAUGAAACGCCUGCAACAUGAUGCAAUUUGGAACAAAAUCCCGCUCAUUAAUACCAAUGAAAUUCACAAUUUUAAUAAUGGAACUCUGGUACGUUUUCGCGGAAUGAUCCAGGAUAUGUAUGGCCCGGAGUAUUAUAUGGAAACAUUUGAGGUCAGAAAUGAAGCAACAAAUGAAAUUACAAGAGGCACAUCUAAAUAUAUGGACUUGGUGAGUUGUACGGAAGGUAUGGAUGUAAGGUUCAUUGAAGAUCCCAGACAUACCAGGGAAAGACAUUGUUACGUAGCUACAAGUGUCCCAGGCCUAAAUAAAUGGGUACAAGACUGCGAGAGAACACAAUUCACAAUUGCUGCACCACCAGCAGCAUCGUCAACAUCCCAAAAAAGACCUAUAGAUGAUGUCAUGGACGUCGAUGGGGAUAAUCCAAGUGGAAGUGGUUCUUUGCCCAAAAAAGUAUCCAACAGUGGUAGUUGCAAGGAAACACCUGCGAAUCCCCUAUGUUCGAUGGAACACUUACUAAAUCACCCUUUAGGAGAUGCAAAUGCUAAAGUGUGCCAUUUGAAAGUUUACAAUGAAUCUGACUCAUUAAAACUGAAUGAUGUUUGCGAGUUUGUGGGAUUUUUGAGCAUAAAUCCUUUAAUAGAGUCAGCACUUGCCGAUACAGAUCUGGGAACUGAAUUAGAACUUCAAAUUCAUCACCCACCUACCAGUGUAAUUCCAAGAAUUCAUGUUGUUCAUUUCAAGGCAUUAAACCAUUUAAAUCCCUUGCUCAGUGAUUCAGAAGUUAACAACGGCCUUAAUUUGGGAGCAAUUAAGAAAGAUCUUUUAACACUCUUGUCGCAGCUGUUUAUGGGAGAUGUUCUUGCUGCAGAAUAUUUAAUUUGCCAUCUCAUAUCAGAAAUAUACUCGAGACGAGAUAUACCCUUGGGAAAAUUUUCCCUAAACAUUUUCAAUCUACCAAAGUUGGAGAGUAUUGAUGUUGUCACUGAAAUUUACAAAUUCCUAGAGCGAUUAGUGCCUGCAAGUCACUAUUUACCUUUAACGUUGGAGAACAUGAACACUUUGUCGUUUACACCUAAGAAGGACUACGACUGUAAUCGUCUGACCAGUGGCAUACUACAGUUGAGCAAAAAUACCCAUCUGGUAUUGGAUGAAACUAAGCUUCAAGAAGGAAAACUGAAUACAUGUGGGAUCCAAGCUGUGAAAACUUUGGCCAAUGCAAUUAAAGACCAAAAGGUGGCUUACGAUUUCAACUAUUAUCCCAUUGUAUAUGAGUGUGAUAUUCCAUUUCUAAUUCUAUCAGAAGGAAAAAGCAUGUUGCCCUCAGAUGUGGGUAUUCCACUCGCACCGGAGGAAGCAAGCAUUAAAACAUUUAGCGAAAUACUGCAAGCCGCCGACCACUUUUUAAACCCUGAAUUGCUGACCAACAUUCGAAAAUAUUUAACCCAGGCUCGAUUAAUAAAAUAUGACAUAUCCGAAGAAGUUCAGGUUGUUAUUCAGGAAGAAUUUGUGAGGAUGCGACAGAACAGUAACAUUACUGCUGAGGAUUUACAUGGUUUAUUAGUAUUAUCCAGAUUAAUCUGCCUUUCCGAGGGAAAUGGUACGUUGAAUGUGUCUUGCUGGAAAAAAGCUUGUGAAAUGGAGGCAAAGAGGAAGGCCCGGCUGCCUAAAUGAACACUUAGUGAAAUAUAUGAGGUUUUGUUUGUCAUUGUAUUUAUAAGUACCUAGAUUAGAGAAUCAACAUUUUUUUGUGUACAGUUUUCAUACCGUAUUUGAGUACUUUUGAAAUACAUACAUUAUCUUUAUUGA